GACGAAGUGGGUAUGGCGUUUAGCAGCGGGUUGAUAGGAACAAGAACUAAGGCGCCCAGGUAGUAGGGGUUAAUAUGUGUCAAAUGCUUGAUUCGGAGAGGAAGAAAAUCUCGCGUAAAUGACGCAGUGUGGAGCCGAUCGUCGCAUGACCAUGGUGGGGGCAGGUCGAGAUAGACCAGAGAGAGUCCAGAAAUUGCCGCUCAAACGGGGAGGAGGAAAUGUGAUGGUGAUGGAGGAAGGCUGUGAUGGCGAGUCAAGACUGUUGUUGGUUUCAGGUAUUGUCGUGUUGGUGACGAUCGGAGGGGUGACUGCGGCAAUUAAACAAGCAUUAUGCGGUGCAUGUAGGUUAACCUUAACAGAUGUAAUGGAGAAUUACUGUAUAAUAUAUGACAUGUAUUAGUUUUUGAGUGGGAAAAGAUAAGAAAACCACAGCUGUAAUUGACACAAGUACAUGUAUA
Messenger RNA from Aspergillus wentii DTO 134E9, 458 nucleotides. RefSeq lists its product as uncharacterized. The record is from RefSeq and is a predicted model, not a curated record. The transcript has a single exon. Lineage: Eukaryota; Fungi; Ascomycota; Eurotiomycetes; Eurotiales; Aspergillaceae. Bases 119 to 400 code for a protein of 93 amino acids.